CGAGAUGUGGGCGUAUUUCACGCCAAUAAUAUACCUAGCACUUAUACCACUAAUACGGGCAUUCCCAAAGAUAGAUUAUGAUUCGCUGGGGACUGUAUCUCUCCUCGGCUCGUUCGCUGGAAUUGACGAUAUCUCAAAUUCAUCAAAACCACGAGAAAGCUACGACAACACGACAUAUACACUUAUUUCACGACCUAGUAAUGCAUCUGAAUGGACAUCUCUAGGGUCGACCAACCCCUUUGCGCAUAUAAAUGCUGCCUGCACAAUCGACGACAUGACCUUCGCAGGAGGUGAUUUCGGCACUAUUGAUGGUCAAGAAAUUAAUACUUUCGGUGUCCACACUCAACAAGAUGGCUGGCAAGCAUUGGGCGGUGUUCAAGGUGUUAUAAAUGCUCUUUAUUGUGAUCCCUCAAAUUCACAAGUUUGGGUAGGCGGUGCCUUUGAUGCCCUCGGAGAUGACAUGGGAGAUAACAUUGCAAUCUGGAAUGUGUUAGAAGAACACUGGCAACCAUCCGCCGUCUACGGUUUGAACAAUGCUGUACAUGCCUUCUCGCUCUCAGGAGAUCAGCUAUUUAUUACUGGAAACUUCACAUCUACAUUUAAGCAAGCAGACGACAAUAUCUAUCCGCAAGCUUUGGACAGAAUUGUAGACGCCCUUCAACCAAUACCAAUUGAAAAUGCUGACAUUACUGGAUCUAAAGGAUCAGAUAACCCGAAUUUCUCUGAUAUCAAGAAUUUAGCAUGUAUUGGUGGAAACUCGUUCAAUACGCCUGAUGGAACGAAUGGUGUUAUGUAUGUUGAGUGGUUCAAUUCACAUGAGGUUUCAGGUUUCCGCUUGGCAAAUACUGUCAAUGAGGGUCAUUCGUUGACUGGAUUUACGAUCACAAGUUUACCAGAUAAUCAAGCGAUUCCAUUAAUUUACAACGAUGUCGACUCACCUACAACAAAUACCACAUGCGAAAAUGAAUGUCCUAUACCUCCUGCAUAUGAGAGGGAAUUCAAUGAUUACAUGAUACCAGGUGGCUCACGCAAACUUAAUGGAUUCGCAAUCAACAUGAUCGAUUGGGAAGGUGCUGGUCCCGGUUUAAGAUCAGUCGAAGUAUUUGGCGCCGGAAGUGUCGCCAAUGCUAUUAACGAUUUCAAUGAUCUUCAGAAAGGAUGCUAUUCAAAUGGGGAACUCUCAAAUGUAACAACCACUGGAGAUUGGAAGAGCGUCAACCCAUCUUCUGAAUCUUCUAAUAGAGUUCUCUCAACGCAAGUUGAUGAUGUCGAUCAAGUUCCUUCUAUUACUUUUAAACCACAUGUUGGUCAACGUGGUCUAUACGAAAUUCACAUUUCAAUUCCUGGUUGUGCAGGAUUGAAAGAUUGUGAAAGCAGAAGUGCUAUCGAUAUUGAAAUGCAGCUAACGGAGAGAGGUCCUUAUAUCAAUGAUACGAUUACUAAUAUUAGUGAAAAUGACGUUUCCUUGCCAAUCUUUAGGGGCAUAGUAGACGGAUCAUCUGACACAUUUGAGACAAACAUCACUGUAAAACCGAUUGAAAUCGAAGAAGGGAAAACUGUCGCCUUGCAGCAAGUUUCUUUACACCUUCUUGAAGUCCUGCCCGAUGAGAUUGCCAUCGGAGGUUUGGCCUACAAUAUGACGUCCGGUCAAACGUUCGAUGCUAGCUCUGAUAGGGUUCUAUCGGAGCAGAGUUAUUUAGACAGAGCACUCGUCUCUUUAGGUGACACCCUCGGUAUCCAAUUCAGAGAAGGUGAACAAGAUUUGAAUUAUGUCAAGACAAUUGUUAGCCACGAAUCGAAUAUUUUCAUUGGUGGAAAAUUCGUUGGAUUUAACGAUACUGUGAACAACAUCACAAAUGUUGCACUUUUCAAUGAUAGACUUCAUCCUCUUCCAGAAGGUGGUUUGAACGGUAAUGUCAAUAAAUUGGUUAUCGUCGAUGACGAGCUCUAUAUCGCAGGAAAUUUCAGUCAAGCAGGAUCAGUAGAUUGUCAAAACAUUAUCAAAUAUGAUUAUCAUAACAAGAAAUACGAAAAGCUUGGCCAUGGCGUCGACGGUGAAGUCUAUGAUAUGACAUAUUCUUCUGACUUAGGAAGACUAUACUUGGCCGGUAACUUCACAAAGGCUCUGUUUGACGAAAGUUCUAGUGUAACAGUUGGUGGCUUAGUUGCCUGGGAUAUGGAAGACAAGACAUGGAAGAAUGAUAACGGUGUUGUUUUCUCAGAAUUAGUAAGCGGUGUUAGAAUCCAAGAUAAGAAUGUCUUAGCUUUCGGAGCAAUUGAUAGAGUUGCUCAAUUUUCUGGCAAUGGCGCAGCAGAAAUAUCUUCGGAUGGAUUCAACAGCGUUAGUGGUAUAAACGCACUUGGAAGUCAAGCCACAUCGACCUCAAAUUCACCAUCAAGGAAGCGAGCAACACCUAAAUUACCUUCAACUUCGUCAAUUGCACCUGCUAUAAAUGCAGGUAACUAUUACAAGAAUUCCACAAGCUUGUAUACCAUCUUAGGUGGUAACUUCACAUUUAACGACGGUGAUGCAAGUGGAAUUGUCUUGAUUGACGAGAACGACUACAUGCAUCCACUCAUAGAUGGGGGUGUAUCUGGAGAUGUACGUGCUAUGAUAGUAGUAGGUGACAAGCUCUUCAUGGGUGGUGAUUUCAAAGCGGGUGACUCAAACGAUGUUGCUGUUUACGAUCUGAAAAAGGGUGUCUAUCUCGAUAUUGGUAAUGGUAUAGAAGGCGUAGUUACAGAUUUUGCUUAUAAUCAACUCUACAAUAGCGUCAUUAUAUCUGGUGAUUUCAGAGCCGUUUCUGGCACUCAAGACUGUUCAAAUAUAUGUCAAUGGAGCGUCGGUGAAAGUCGUUGGAAUAGUCUUGGUAAAGGCGUAUCAGGGUUCGUUUCAGAUGUCGAAGUAGCUGGUGGUGACGACAAAUAUAUAAUCGCAGUUGGUGAAUUCUCUAUUAACGAGGAUGAUGAUUAUAUUUACAUUGCUACUUACGACAAUGAGGAGAAAGUUUGGUCAAUGUUAGGUGAUGGCGACCUACCUGGUUUACCAACAUCAGUUGAAACCGACGACAAAAACAUGAACAACAUAUUCAUAGCCGGAAGACGUACUGGUAGUAACGAAACUUAUGUUUACAACUACGAUGGCGAUACAUUCACCGAUAUCUCAGAUGGUAUGUUUGAGGGUACAGGUAAAAUCCAUCGUUUGCAAUUCUUGCCAGUUGAAGACGAAGACAGAGAUGAUAGCUCGCUCAUUGAAGAUGAUAGAGUGCUUUAUGCUACAGGUGAUAUCAAUCUCAAAGGCACUGGAAGAGUUUCUUCGGUUAUGUAUGAUGGCGUAAAAUGGUAUCCACAUCUCCAGACUUUCAAUUCAGAUGGCAGUCCAGGGUCGUUAUCUUCAAUGAUCUUUUCUUCCGAUUUUUCGUUCUCGAGAAGAGAUUUACUCGCACUUGGUAUUAUCAUUCUUAUCUCUAUCGCAUUAGGUUUAGGUGUUGUACUCCUUGUCGCGCUCAUUGCUAUACUCAUUUCACUCUGGGGGCGUCGCGGAGAGUCACGUCCAAUUCUACUCGAGGAUGACAAAGACGACGCAGACAAUGGCCGUCCAUCAUCAUUAUUGGAGAAUAUCAAUCAAGCUACUACUAAUAUAGCAAGAGGAUCGACUCCAAAUGGACAACCAACCCCUAUCAUUAAACUCAACGAUGGGGAACCGGAGAAAGGAAUGAAUGAGAAGACAUACAACGAUCUUGACAAUGAUAUGAGUGGCGCUGACGACAGUUUCGAGAGAUCAUAUUCAUCUAAUGAUGCAUCAUCCGAUAAUCCACCACAAAUACCAGCCAGUGAUCUAAACAAUGGUGUCGGAUAUAGAUGUUAUUCCAGAUAUAACUUCGCUGGUGAUAGACCUGGUGAAUUGAAACUUGAGGUCGGUCAACAAGUUCAAGUUUUGAAUGAUAGCGACCAAGAUUGGUUCUUCGUUAGAGAUCCCGCAUCCGCCCACGAAGGUGUUGUACCUUCUUCAUACUUGUUUUAACCAGCACAAGAAAGCAAAGUUAUUCAU
Wallemia mellicola CBS 633.66 is the source of this 4051-nucleotide messenger RNA. RefSeq lists its product as hypothetical. Gene Ontology annotation, biological process: positive regulation of establishment of bipolar cell polarity regulating cell shape. Gene Ontology annotation, cellular component: plasma membrane of growing cell tip. Lineage: Eukaryota; Fungi; Basidiomycota; Wallemiomycetes; Wallemiales; Wallemiaceae. The coding region runs from base 5 to 4024 and encodes 1339 amino acids. Gene Ontology annotation, molecular function: protein binding. The record is from RefSeq and is a predicted model, not a curated record. The transcript is spliced from 4 exons.